Molecule: messenger RNA, 1764 nt
Organism: Phyllostomus hastatus (greater spear-nosed bat)
Lineage: Eukaryota; Metazoa; Chordata; Mammalia; Chiroptera; Phyllostomidae
Gene: PSME3IP1
Product: proteasome activator subunit 3 interacting protein 1
Exons: 9
Coding region: 425-1189 (254 amino acids)
Cellular component (GO): nucleus
Source: RefSeq, a predicted model, not a curated record
GGACUUUUGUUGUGGCGGUGAGGAACAGGAAGCCCUGAAGGGUCAAAAGGAAUACAAACGCAAAGACUGUUUUCUUAUUCUUCCUUUUUUUCUAAAGAUCGAGCGGCGUUUGCGGUAGCAGUUCGGGGUGGGCGCUACCGAGGAGAGGGUGUCUCGCCUCCCGCGCGUCGGUAGGUGGGGCCACCGAGGCUCCUGGCGAGGAGCGGGCUCCAAUUCCAGAGGUCUUGGGACGGCUCCAGGCUACCCAGGAGAUGUGGGGAUGCCUGGUUGGAAAUGGUUGAAUCACAGCACAUUCUCGGACCCCAUCCCCGGAUAGUCUGACUGAGUAGGUGUGGAGUGGGACCCAGGAAACCAGGCGUCGGCCUGGGGGGUCAGAAUUCCCCAUGACCUCGUGGGUACCAGCUGCGAGACUGAUUGUUCCACUAUGGAUGGAGGGGAUGAUGGUAACCUUGUCAUCAAAAAGAGAUUUGUGACCGAGGCAGAACUAGAUGAGCGGCGCAAAAGGAGGCAAGAAGAAUGGGAGAAAGUUCGAAAACCUGAAGAUCCAGAAGAGUGUCCAGAGGAGGUUUACGACCCGCGGUCCCUGUACGAGAGGCUGCAGGAGCAGAAAGACAGGAAGCAGCAGGAGUACGAGGAGCAGUUCAAAUUCAAAAACAUGGUGAGAGGCUUGGAUGAAGACGAGACCAACUUCCUUGAUGAGGUUUCUCGGCAGCAGGAAUUAAUAGAAAAGCAGCGAAGGGAAGAAGAGCUGAAAGAACUGAAGGAAUACAGAAGUAAUCUCCACAAAGUUGGCAUUUCUCCAGAAAACAAGAAGGAAGCGGAGAAGAAAGUGGCCGCGAAACCCCUAGAAACCAAGAGCAAGUUCUCCCAGGCAAAGCUGUUGGCAGGAGCCGUGAAGCACAAGAGCUCAGAGAGUGGCAACAGUGUAAAAAGACUGAAAUCGGACCCUGACCCAGAUGACAAGAAUCCAGAGGCCCCGUCCUGCGUGUCUCUCGGAAGCACGUCCCUGAGCAGUCCCUCCAUCCACUGCCCCUCCGCUGCGGUCUGUAUCGGCAUCCUCCCGGGCCUGGGCGCCUACUCGGGAAGUAGCGACUCCGAGUCCAGCUCUGACAGCGAAGGCACCAUCAAUGCCACCGGCAAGAUCGUCUCCUCCAUCUUCCGAACCAACACCUUCCUCGAGGCCCCCUAGCUCCCGAGUCCUCGCCGCAGGGAGCCCCUCCCUGGGAGGGGACUGGGUGGCGCAUCUGCCUGCAGGCAUCACCUCCCUCCGAGAACUGUUUGCCUGUCCCCUGUGCACACCGGGACGUUUUUAACCUCGUCUAAACAACGUGCCGGCAUCCGCCUGUGGCGCCACCUGCGUCUGGUUCCUCCACUCCAGCGCAGAUGCCCAGACCUGUCCCUCUGCCUUUCUCCUCACUGACGUGGGGGUCGGGGCCGGCAGAAGCUCCACUAAAAAUGCCCGGGGAAGGUGGGACUGUGGGCUUGCACCGGGUUUGGGUUAUGUUGUUUUCUUGGGUUUUUUGGUUUGUUUGUUUGUUUUUUCCUUUUCCAACAGCACAGGGAAGCAAGGGCCACCACUCUCGGGCAGAUGUGACUUUAAACAUCCCGUUCUAGAUGAGCACGCGGUUUGGUGACACUGCGCUGUGGAAACCCGGCGGGAGAGGGCGGCCCCGGGAGCUGGCCUGGCGCACUCCCCGGGGACUAACCGGUUCUGGAUGUUGCGUGACUCAGAUUAAAAACUGCAUCUGCAGGGGUGUCACGUAA